GGAAGAAAUCCAUGUGGGGGCCACAUUGUGACUCCGAAAGGGUUAAGCUGCCUGUGCCAAGACAUAAAGCAAGUUCAACGUGUUGUGGGAAUAUCAGUUGCCAGUAAACUCCAGUCACCACAAUUUCUGAUUUAACAGCUUAACUUGCUGUUAACUUUCCCUGAUACGCUCCAGGUUUUUGACGUGGAGGCAGAAAGGAGAGAGGAACAAUAAAGAAAGAAGUUAAGUGAGGCUACUAAAAUGGACUUAAAUCCCUUCCCUGGGUCCUGCCAGCUGUCUAUAGAAGAGUUAAGCAAGAUUGCAUUUCCUUUUUUUCAUGCCAUAAAUCAAACGUUUCUGGGCCGCCUACCAAAAUUUGUGCAAUACUCCCCAGUGGGGUGAGUAAAUGGUACUGAAUACCCCAUUCACCUUUCGGAGCCUGGUUUUUCCGCAGCUCUGGCAGUGCUGGCUAUGGGGCGCAGGCAUGGAAAGGUGACCCCUGGCACGGGGCUGCUGAUGGGGACAAGUCGUGAAGACAAAAAAGCAAGGGCUAAAAAUAGAGGCGGCAUUGCCAACCUCAGCCAUAUAAGUGUCAUACGAGCCAGGUGCCAAGAAUGGUGAGUUGUGUGGGUUUUUUUUAUUUUUUCAACCCCAGUGAUGAGAGCUGAGCACCCUUCAGCUUGGGUGAGUUUUAUUUGCCUCAGCGGUCAAAAGUUUUGCCUCCUUCGAGCUGGGUUUAUACCCUUUCUUUUUUAGAAAGAAGCUAUUCCAGGCUGGAGCCUCCAGGAUAAGGAUUUGGGAAACACCAGGUGCAACGUGGUUGAGGCAGCAAGAGGGAUGUGGGAUGCUCCAGAACGAGGCACAGCACACAGGCUCCUCUCCCUUGGGUACCAUGGGCAGCUCCUCCACCCCAGCUGCUUUCUGGCUGCCAAGGCACCUUUCUCUCUGUGCUGGCCUUUGCUUUUUGGCUCUUGAGUGCAUCACCAUGCCCACGGGCAGAGCUGGGGGCCCUGGUGUGACGUGGUGAUAGUAGGUGUGCCCCCACUUCCUGCCCUCAGAGAGCUGUGCCCCAAUCCAGGUCAGUGCCCUGCUCCCUGAGGGACGUCUGCACACUGCAUCACAUCCCCUCUCCACUCUCAGCAGCAACAUGCUCCAUCUCAUAUCUGUAGGCAAAACCUUAUGGCCUCGUGCACACAUUUCAGUAUGCAAGGGAUGCCAUGUCUCCAGCUGCAUGCUGGGAUAGAGAUGCUGUGACUGCAGGCAUUGCUUCUUGCACAAGCAUUGGGCAUCUUCUACAGUAGAAAGAUGUCCAAUCUGUCCGCUUUUUUGGAAGGGCAGUGGAGGAUGUGAUGCAAAAAGUUGCUUUUUCCCCCUCCCUGCAGGCACCGUUGGGUUUGAACUGAAAAGUUUUUUGCCAUUUUAGAUGCUCCACAAAGAGCAAGAUCUUUUAUUUUUUAUUUUUGCUGUCCAAAUCCAAAUUUUGCAGACUGGGCCAUCUGUCAGUUCCCUCCUACGUUGUUCCGUUCAUAUUAAAUUGUAAUGAAGGCCAGACUGAAGAAGGAAUUAGGUCAGACAGGAGGUUCAGUAUCCAUUUUUUGGGAGAUGUUGCCCAAGAGGGAGGCACCAUGGUUAGGUUGGCUCAGCACAAGCCUGAAUGUGACAAACGCCUGAGCCUUCCUCUGAGAUUUGGCAACUGGGCCUUUUGAGCAUGCUGUGGCCUCUUGGCUUCUGACUCCCCAGCAGCUAGACCACAAUCAUCUCUCCAGCUGAUCGUGCAGCAAAUCCUCAGCAAAUCCUUCUGGCCGCCUCAGGCCAGAGGGCAGCUCUGCUGCAGACCUGCUUCAGGCUCACUCUCAUCACACUGGUGCUGCUCCAAGGGGACCCUCUCCAUAGCUGUGCCACUACCAGUGUGACCUGUCUGUCGCAGGGCUGCAGAGAGAUGCUCAGGUUUCCCCAAACACAAAGAGCACUGUGCAGCGUGGGCGCAUCACUGCAUGCCCAUGGCAGUCUCCUGGUCCCAUAUUUGCCACUGUGGACAAAGGGAGAAGCAGGAGCCUCCUUGUUUGCUAUCCUGGUUGAAACUGUAUGCGGCAAUGCACAACCUCCCUCUGUGUACUUACUGAGGGAUGGCAGUCAAUACAACUGAUUCAACUGCAUUUUGCAAUAAUGAAACUUGGAUGGAUGUAGCAUCUCUUCUAGUGUUGUGGGGACCAACACCAACAUCACAUCAUCUCUGUUACCCAUUGCACGAGAGAGCCUUUGCAGUAAAUAUGAAGGCUCAAAUGGCUUUGACUCCUGAUGCUGGACAGAGCUUAAGCCUCAGCCAUGGAAAAUGUAUGCACAUGCAAGGCUCAGAGGGCUUCAUACUCCUGCCCCAAGGGGGCUGUGGAGGCACAGCACUGAGUACCCAAGAGUUGAAUUGAGAAGGAAGGGCUUAUGCCAGGUCUCCUUCAGUGUGGUGUCAGCAGUGGGACCAUUGCUAUCCUCAUGGCUUCUUCCCACAUAGAUAGCAAGAGGGAGACUUCUUGGUUGGUAUUUAAGGCUUGGGCAACCAGUAACAGCUGGAGGCAGGCAAGGCUUGCACCUGCAGCACAAGUUUUGCAGUAGUUGUUGUUUUGCAAAGGAGCAGAACAUAUCAGGUCUCCCUGGCAUCAGAUAUCACCCUGCUGACAAAAGACUGAGCUUGGGAGUGUUGAGGCCAAAGCAGUCCUGUUGCAGAUGAUGCGCCCCAAUGGAUCCUCACCAUAGCAGGGGCAUUGAUGGAGUAGGGAAGGAGAUGAGGUGCUGGAGGCACAUGCUCACUGUGACUUGCUGGGGCGCAGAAAGCAGUUUAGGCAUCCUGAUAUCCCACUUGGGCAUCGCGUGCAAGUGAAAAUCAAGGGGGAAAAAAAAGAGAAAGAAAAAAAGAACAAAAACAGCAUGGGAUAAUCACAGGCUUUUUGGGAGGGGAUUGCGUUGCUGAUGCUGCCACUAAAGCAGCGCAGGUGGUGCUGUGAUGACCAACUCCACUAUUUUGGAGAGCUUAUGGCUUGGGACCAUGGCUUCUUUCUGACACUACUGGAGCUCUGUGCACAUAAUGGUUGGUGGCAAGGGUGGCUUUAUUGCUGGUGGGGCCACAGCAGGGCCCUGGGAGAGGUGGGCUAAUUUCCUGGCUGUGCUGCAGACUUCCCCUGUGACCUUGGGUGAGUCAUUUAAUCUAUCCCGGGCUUCAGCUCCAUCUCUGAGCAUCCCGUGGGGGUGAGGUAAUAUUCAUUAACUGAUAUUAUUCUCAAGUUGCUCCGAUGCUAUGGUGAUGAAAAUGGGAGGUGAAACCCAGUGCCUUGGCUGAGCAUCAGCAGCGAGAGGGGAUGCUCUGCUUGAGUUUUAGCAGCCAGUAUGGGCGAAUGCAGUUUUGACACAAUUCCCCUCUUAAUUUUUUGCUGUCCUCUUGGCCACCAUGGUUAUUUGGCUGCAUUAGUGCAGUGAUGCUCAUCACUGAGGGACGGAAUGUGGAUAUUGCAUCAUGCAGUGCUGUGGUGGCAUCGUCAUGCUGAUACCCCCAUGAACCACUCUGCUUCUAUGGUGUGUCUUUCUGGUUCUAGUCCUCACCAGCAAACAUAGCUUGUGCAAUCAGCCCCUUGAUUGCCUGAGCAGUGUCUUCUGGGUGCACAGGGAGAAGGCUACUAUUCUCCCAGUAAAAGCCAGCUUUCUCCAAAAAACAGGCAGAAAAUUCAUUCAUUUUGGCUUUGGGGAAGCACACGCUCAGGUAGGACAUGCCAGUCUUCCAUCUAACACCCUGCUUCUUUCCCCAGGUGCAGAGGAUGUGUGCAGCCAGGCAGAUGCUGCUGCUACUGCUGGCCUUCCUGGCCUAUGCAUUGGAUUCAGCUGCGGCGUAUGGCACGGCAGAGACCCUCUGUGGUGGGGAGCUGGUGGACACGCUGCAGUUCGUCUGCGGGGACAGGGGCUUCUACUUCAGUAGACCAGUGGGACGAAAUAACAGGAGGAUCAACCGUGGUAUCGUGGAGGAGUGCUGCUUUCGGAGCUGCGACCUGGCUCUGCUGGAAACCUACUGUGCCAAGUCCGUCAAGUCAGAGCGUGACCUCUCCGCCACCUCCCUUGCGGGCCUCCCAGCCCUCAACAAGGAGAGCUUCCAGAAGCCAUCUCACGCCAAGUACUCCAAGUACAACGUGUGGCAGAAGAAGAGCUCGCAGCGGCUGCAGCGGGAGGUGCCUGGCAUCCUGCGUGCCCGCCGGUACCGGUGGCAGGCAGAGGGGCUGCAAGCAGCUGAGGAAGCCAGGGCGAUGCAUCGUCCCCUCAUCUCCUUGCCCAGCCAGCGGCCUCCGGCACCGCGGGCAUCCCCUGAAGCGACCGGCCCCCAGGAAUGAACUGUGACCGGCCGGCUGGAUUUGCGAUCUCCCGGGGAGAGACUGGCGAGACUCGGCCCCCCCUGAGCCCCUCCGUCCCCAAGCCGAGGAGCGGGGCGGCAGGAACCAUCACGCCGCUCCGGCCCCAACCAAACAACUGACACAAGCAAGGAGGGGAUGGCAGCGGCCGUGUGCAGCGUCCUCCUUUUGGGGUGGGGGGGAGGGUUGUUUCGUUUCCCAGGCCUGUUUCGUUUCCCUCGCGCACCCAGUAUUUUUCAAGCCUUGUACUUACGAAGGGACAGUUGGGCACUUGAACUUUUUGCUGCCGGGCGCUGUGUGACAUCCCCAGUGCCAACACUAGAAGACAAAAGAACGAGCAAGAGGGAAAAAGGAUAUGAAGUUAACUUUUCUUUUAAAUUUUAUUUUAUUUUUCUCAAGAAGAAAAGUCCAUUCCAUGUCUUUCUUGACAAUAAAGUGAAAAGCAAAAACAAAUGGGGAGAGAUGUUGAGGGAUGUAACUUUUUUGCCUCAUUCCCAUCCAAUUUUUUUUUUUUUCUUUCUUUUUUUGUUGGUAACUUUUCUUAUUUUUAUAACUUUUUUUUGCACCUUUAAAAAGAAAAUGUAACUGAGACGAAGUUCCGAGGAGUCCCAUCUGCAUUUUUUGUGUGUGUGCUUAAUUACAAGAUUCCAAAUCGACUUGCACCUUUUUGAAACCAUCGCUGACGGGAGAAAGAGAGGAAGAGGAGAGAGAGAAAGAGAGAGAAGAAAAAGGAAAGGGGAAAAAAAAAAAAAAAGUGAGCUGAUGCUCACUUUAAAUGGAGGAGGCGUCUGCAUUGCACAUUUGCCACGGAUUUAGUUGAUUUAUAUAUAUAAUAUAUUAUAUAACUUUUUUGGCAAAAAAGCACUAUUUUUAUGGGACAUUUUGUGUAGUAUCUGAAGAGGGAUUGUAAUGUUUAAAAUGUGUUAUGGUGCUAAAGUAAGUUGGAAGGGAAAAAACCCAGAAAUAGCAAGGGAGGGUGGGGAGGGAAGAACAAGAUAGCGAAUACUGAACUUGAAAUUUUAGCUUUUCGUUUUAGGAAAAGUGUGAUAAAUGUGUUUCUUUUCUCUUCUGAAAUAUAGCUUGGUCAUGACCAUAUGAGCUAGUUGGCUGUCACUCAUGUACACAGAUGCACGCACACACAGAAAUACAUCUACACGCGUUCUUUUUUUUUUUCUUUUUUUUUUUUUUUAA
Messenger RNA from Centrocercus urophasianus (Greater sage-grouse), 5552 nucleotides. It is a transcript of the gene IGF2, whose product is annotated as insulin like growth factor 2. The transcript has 3 exons. Bases 3732 to 4343 code for a protein of 203 amino acids. Gene Ontology annotation, molecular function: hormone activity; growth factor activity. The record is from RefSeq and is a predicted model, not a curated record. Gene Ontology annotation, cellular component: extracellular region. NCBI's taxonomy places the organism in Eukaryota, Metazoa, Chordata, Aves, Galliformes, Phasianidae.